UAUAUGUGCAGUCCACUUGAAACCAUCGAUAAGGCCGGUUUGGCCUGAUGCGUUUGACUCAGACGCGCUUGUUUUAAUAUUCGUGAUUAUUUUUACAGUGUAUCUCUCAUGAUAAACUAGUUGCUGACGGUUGCGAAUAAAGAGAUACGAUUAUUAGUGGCAUGUCAACCACGAGCUACGUCGUACUUGCAGACAGGCAAUUAUGGAUCGUUGGCUUGGUAAAACCGCAGUCGUUACCGGUGCUGCAUCCGGCAUCGGCGAAGCAAUUACACGUGCUCUUCUGCAAAACGGAGUGAACGUGGCUGCUCUGGAUGUCCAGAAAGAAAGAUUAGCGAAACUCGAUGCGGACUGCAAGCGAGAAGGUUUCCCGGGCACGUUACAUACUAUAUGCUGCGAUGUAAGUCUCGAGGAUGAGAUUGAUGCAGCAUUCUCACAUAUAGAGACAAUAAGUGGUGUGGAUAUUAUGGUCAACAAUACUGGCAUUUGCGAAUAUUCACGAGUAAUAGAGAGUGACAGGAAGACAUUUGAAAGACUGUUAAAUAUUAAUGUCCUCACAGUCGCCGUAUGUAUUAAUAAAGUGGUGCGUUCGAUGCGUAAUCGAAACGUUGAAGGACAUGUUUUCAAUAUCAACAGUGUUUUAGGCCACUAUUUACCGACGAAUUUGACUUCGGAAUAUGGUUUGUCUGACUUUAAUUUAUAUCCUACUACUAAACAUGGAACUGUCGCUUUGACUCAUACAGUACGACGAGAACUAGCAACAGUUAAAGCUCCUAUUCGAAUUACCAGCAUUAGUCCUGGUCUCGUAAAAACGAGUAUAUGUGAGCAUUCGGAGGCACUCAAUAAUUUUUUUGAUAAAGUACCAGCUCUUCGACCGAAAGAUGUAGCAGAUGCACUCAUUUAUGCUCUUGGGACGCGACCAGAAGUUCAGAUUACGGAGCUUACCAUCCAGCAUACUGGGGAAUUUCCGUAAGAAUAUUUUCAAUAAGUGUUCUUGAUACCUUUGCAACUCUACAAAAAACUCUCGUAAAGAUUAUGCUUUCAUAUUGCGUUGCAUUCUUUUUUUCUAUAAAUGUAAAAGAUAUAAAUUUUUUAUAUCUAAGUUGUUUUCUUUUUUUUUAAUAUAAUAUUGUCUAUGUUUUACUGAUAGUUUUUAUGAUGAGAAUUAUUUUUAAUGUAAUGUUCAUAUUUGUAACUAAAUAACUAGAAGCUAAAAAUAAUAAAUGCAAUAAAAUCUGAAAUUU
Molecule: messenger RNA, 1241 nt
Organism: Pogonomyrmex barbatus (red harvester ant)
Lineage: Eukaryota; Metazoa; Arthropoda; Insecta; Hymenoptera; Formicidae
Product: farnesol dehydrogenase
Source: RefSeq, a predicted model, not a curated record